AUGGGUAAUUCCCAGACCAAGGAAACCCGCUAUGGUUCUCCACGCCGGGGAGACGGUCAAUGGUCUUCGGGUCCCUCCGACUCCACCGGCCGGACUCUCUAUCAGGGUUCCUCACGAUCAGGCAGAAGCAGCCGGCCUGACCUGUCAAUACUUGGAAUCGGCAGCAGUCAUGAGCGUGAUGUGGCUGCACUCGAGCACCGGCGAGAGAGCAAGCAGGAACGGGAGGCUCGUCGCGCCGAGAAGGAACGCUCAGCCCGUAUCAAAGAGCGGGAACGCAGUAUGAAAGAGGAACACGUCGAUGGGGGAUAUCUAGUGACCCAAGGUGUUUAUGUGGGAACGGAGGACUUCAACAAACCAAUUGUUCGACAACUCAUGAUUGAGCGCCGGAUAGCUCCAUUCUGGAGAGGAUUGAAUGACUUCUCGGAGUCGUGGGCAGAGCAUCAGCUCAUGGCCGCAGCCCGGGGUAUGACCAUCCCCCCGCCAGAUGAGAUCCCACCUGAGCUAGAGUAUACACCUCCAAAAGCGACCGAUAUCAAAGAGUCGGUGGAGGCUACCAACAUCCAACAUCUCACCGUUUCAAUCACCUCGCGCUCCCAGUCACUUACUUCCAAUGCAUCCCAAUCGUCAAAUCCUGGCAAGUCCUUGCCCUCAGCAUCCCCGAUUGCAUCAACAUCUAUCUCGCCACUCUUUCGAACGCGAGCCAAAACCCUAGCAGCUCUGUCCUCUUCCAAGCAAGGCGCGCCAGCCGAUGUGGGUCCCCGAGAGAUACAACUUCGGAAGGAUCCGUUUGUCAACGGUCAACCGAUUGAAGUCCACCUAUACAAGGAUUCAACCGAAUGCCCUAUCUGUUUCCUCUACUAUCCCCCUUACCUGAACCGUACUCGAUGUUGUGAUCAGCCAAUUUGCUCUGAGUGCUUUGUGCAGAUUAAGCGUCCUGACCCGCACCCUCCGGAGCACGGAGACUCCAAUUCCAAUACACCCGCGCCCGAGGCUGAGCAGCAGGUUGGACUCGACUCUUCUGAGGCUCAGUUCGUUUCCGAGCCUUCGUCAUGUCCCUUCUGUGUUCAGCCUGAGUUUGGAGUUACCUAUGCCCCUCCCAAUUUCCGCCGUGGCCUGACCUACGCAACAGACCCUUCUAUUCGUCCUUCUAUCACUUCUCCAGUUUCCUCCACAUCCUCCCUGUCCUCUGCAAAUCUCGCUCCUAGCCGAGGCCGUCGCCGUGCGACAUCCUUGUCUGCCAGCGAUCCAACCGUGGUCACAACCGAUAGAGUUCGUCCAGAUUGGGCCCAGAAAUUGGCGAAUGCCCGUUCCCACGCCGCCCGUCGAUCGGCAGCUGCUACGGCGCUUCACACUGCCGCUUAUUUGAUGAAUACAGGUUCUUCGAAUGAUUCGCGCGUUCGGAGAGGAUUACGAAGAGCCACCCAUGGGGACGCCGGCCGGACCGGAUCCCCUGCACACAAUGCCCUCGCCUUUGUCGCAGAGCGAACUCGAGGUGGAGAAGCCGAUUCGGCUGAAGAAUCGGGUCUUGCCCCUCCGCGGGAGAGCUCCAGGCGCACACGAAUUGAUGAGUUGGAAGAAAUGAUGAUGAUGGAAGCCAUUCGCCUCAGUUUGGCCAGUGAAGAGGAACGUCAGAAGCGUGAAAUUAAGGAGGUUAAGAAGGAAGCCAAGAAGAGAGAGAAAGAUGCCAAGAAGGUGGACAAAGUGGUGGCCAAGACCGACAUACGCAGUAACAAUGACAACACUUCUGCUCUGAGCUUCCCGGUCGAGCCAUCCUCAUCCAACUUGAAUGUCAACUGCGAAGAGAACUCUGUGACCGAAGGCAAGGGGAAAGCUGUGGACCGUCCAUCCCCAAUUUCUUCACUGGAGCCAACUCAGCCAGGUUCUUCUCCAAGCCAGGAGGAUCAACCUACCAUAGACUAUCUUGGCAUGGAUCUAUCGCGUCCGUCACAUCUACGAAAUUUGCCCAGCGCGUCGUCGUCAUUCUCCUCUAUCAUGGAGACUACCCCAGACGAGCGUACGGGUCAAAUUGGCUCUGAUGGUAGCAAUACUUCGCUUGAGCCAAUGUUUAACUUCCGCAGUCUUGCCGAAGUCAUCGAUAACGAGGAAAAACCUCAAGAGUCCGAGCAUAUUGAAGACCCUCAUGCAGAGGGCUCAAGUGCUACUCCAUCCGUCCAUCAGCCCACUGCUGAAAUUACCCAAGCUGAAUCCACAACGGUUGUGAGUCAGGCUGGUGCUGAAUCUGAGGUACUCCCAAAAGAGCCGGAAACUCGUUCGGCGGAGAUCCAGAACACAGUCAACACAGAAACAGCCUCGUGA
Molecule: messenger RNA, 2316 nt
Organism: Penicillium taxi
Lineage: Eukaryota; Fungi; Ascomycota; Eurotiomycetes; Eurotiales; Aspergillaceae
Gene: sip5
Product: Sip5p
Exons: 2
Coding region: 1-2316 (771 amino acids)
Cellular component (GO): cytoplasm
Source: RefSeq, a predicted model, not a curated record